CAGCCGGAAGGAGCCAACAACUAUCCGGAGCAAGUUCUGCCAACAACUAAGGGUAUCCUCCGAUGAUUUCAAAAAGGAGAAAAAGAUAACUACGAUGGCUCACCAAUCAUUUUCUUGGAUCUUCAUCAAUGAGAGGACGUUCAUUACCAGGGAUCAACUUAAUUCUUUAAUGAAGAAUUAUAACAUUUUUUAUGGGAAUCAGAAAAAUCUGCACAUUUUAUAUGGACAGGCUGAAGAUGGUAGUCCAGUUGUUGAAGGAAUGCUGGAUAUUUGCUGGGGAGUAAAACGGCCAAUACAACUGAAAAUACAAGAUGAGAAGCAAAUCCCUAUGCUGAAGUCACCAGAUGUCUUUUGCAAAGGAAUGACACGCUGGGGGGAAUUUGAUGAUCUUUAUCAUAUCAGUGAAUUGGAUAGGAUCCAUAUUCCAGUGUCUGAAGCAACAAAUUCCCAGGAAGAUUAUUUAUUUUAUCACAGCAACACUCUGAAGCCUCAUGCAGAAGAAGAGCCAGAAUCCCCACUGCUCUAUAGAACCAUGAGUGAAGCAACCCUCGUGGGAAAAAGCAUGAAGCCUAUAAUGAUGGACAGAAAAGACAGACAAAACCAUAGGGCCUCUAUUAAUGGACACUUUUAUAACCAUGAAACAUCAAUUUUCACUCCAGUCUUUGGAUCAGAAACUAAGGUCAGAGUAAACAGUAAUAUGAAUACUGAAGAAGUAAUAAAACAACUUCUAAAAAAAUUUAAGAUCGAAAAUAGCGCCCAGGAUUUUGCACUUUACAUUAUUUUUGCAACAGGAGAACAGAAACGACUGAAGAAGACAGACAUUCCCCUCCUGCACAGGCUGAUCCAGGGACCUUCCAAAGUGAAUGCCCAAAUUUUCCUCAUGGAUAAAGAUACAGAAGAAAUUAGCAGUGAUGUGGCUCAGUACAUUAAUUUUCAUUUUUCUCUCCUGGAAUCAAUCCUUCAAAGACUAAAUGAAGAAGAAAGAAGAGAGAUUCAAAGAACAAAAUCCAAGUUCAAAAAUGAAAAGGCGUUUAUACUGCAUUGUCUUCAAAGUAAAUAUGUAGUAAGAACAGAGACAACUGUUUAG
This is a messenger RNA of Condylura cristata (star-nosed mole), 1087 nucleotides long. It is a transcript of the gene RASSF6, whose product is annotated as Ras association (RalGDS/AF-6) domain family member 6. Gene Ontology annotation, biological process: signal transduction. NCBI's taxonomy places the organism in Eukaryota, Metazoa, Chordata, Mammalia, Eulipotyphla, Talpidae. The transcript has 11 exons. The record is from RefSeq and is a predicted model, not a curated record. The coding region runs from base 95 to 1087 and encodes 330 amino acids.